Botrytis cinerea B05.10 is the source of this 2739-nucleotide messenger RNA. RefSeq lists its product as hypothetical. The record is from RefSeq and is a predicted model, not a curated record. The transcript has 5 exons. Bases 977 to 2377 code for a protein of 466 amino acids. NCBI's taxonomy places the organism in Eukaryota, Fungi, Ascomycota, Leotiomycetes, Helotiales, Sclerotiniaceae.
GAUCUCAUUCAUUUCAAAAUUUAUAUACUGUCGUAUCGCCAGAAAUCAAAUUCAUCAUCUUUAAUACAAUAUUUCUAGACCAGACAUCGGCUUGUCUGUCAUCCACCCAAAGUUUCCACCAUGAUUUCCAAAUCCUUUUCCAAAGAUGAGACACUAUGGAUCUCCAUAGUUGUGUACAUUGUCGUCUUAAUGGUAAUGGGCAUUGUUAUCUGGUGGGGGGCUUGCUCUCGACGAUCAAGACGCAAUAAAAUUAUGGACGAAGAACAAGCCAUCGUUUCCGAAGGCACUGUUAACAGUUCUGGGGUGAUGAUUGAGAGAUAAUCAGUGGAAUGACGACGUUGAGGUCGUAUAUUGGGAGAUUGCCUACGUUCUUAGACGCUUGUACUGAAGCACUAGAAGCGGAGUGUCAAAUUCCAAGUUCCGACACUAAUAAGAGGCUCUGAGAAUCCGAGGAAGGUAGAUCAGUGACAGAGCGUUACUACUAGUGGUUGAGACAUGUUGUUGUACCUAUUGAAAAGUCCUUUUUUGAGAGAGAGAGAGAGAGAGAGAGAGCUCCAAGCCCCCGCCGCAGCAAAGCGUACAUAUCGACCUUCUAUUUUACGAAAAUCAUUUUUAUCUAUUUUACAGAGUCGAUGUUCAUCAAAAUGUUUAUAUCACGCAAUCAAGUUACCUAUACAUUCACUCAAUGCAAUGCUCCAAUUUCGAUAGACUAUAUUUGAAUGAAUCACGAUUCUGCUCUUUAUUACAGCACCCUACUGGCAAGAAUAUGUUGUGCUUACAUACUUGGGUCAGAGAGGCUCUUCGAUUCGCAACAGCUAAUCCAAUAUGGAAAAAUGAAUACUCCAUCAAUAACUGAAAUUGCUCAUGCCAACGUAUCAACAAGAUCAUCGAUAAUCCUCUUCCCAACUAACAUUUACAACUAUCAUCGACGCUGUAUUACUUCAUCUGGUAUCUUCUCACUAAAGCUAAAGAGAUCAUGGCAUCUUCACAGCAACCAAGAUCUAUUUCCAGCAUUGCGAAUUGGGAGUCGUCUCACCUGGACAGGAUGUACGUUAAAGACCUUGUGGAGCUUCAUCAACAGGAUCUAAAGCAACGAGAAGUGAUGUCAAUGAUCCAAUGGCAGAGAGUUGAGAUGGGAAGCAACCCUAAUAUGGAAAGAGAGAAGAUCUUCGCCGAACAUGUCACCAAAAUUUGGAUUAAAAACGUCAUCUUCGUUAGGGAGGGACAGAAGUGUAUCAUCGCAAAUGAUAUUGGUCACCGCAAGGACUUUUGCUAUCCAUGGUUUGAAGAGCACUUUGACAGUCGACAUCGAAGGUAUUGCGUCGAUCCGCGUGGCUUAAGCCUCAAGGAAGUUGACCAUACAAGCAAGGACCGCAGAGCUUUUAUGAAAGACACCCAACACAAAAGCGAGAAAGAAUGGCAUUUACCACAAAGCCACGAUCGCCAUUUCUCCAAAUUUCCUCGAGAGAUUAUCCAAAAAAUAUUAGGUCAACUUAUUCAAAUUAUUGAUGCCGCACUUGUGCCUCGAAUCGCGACGACCAAUUGGAGAAAAUACUUUACCGGCUCACCCCACCACACGACUAGUCGGCAAAAGUAUCCAUAUACGACGACCGAGGUCGGUGUACUCACCACGACUAUACAUGGCAAACUGAUGGUAUUACGUAGAGUUCACCAAAGCCCAAUAGACGCAACUUGUCUGCGAGUGUGUAAAGCCUGGAACCAAGCAGGGAGUCGAUUCCUGUACCGAUUCAACUGCUACGAUUUCAAGACCAACAAUCCGACUAGAGAUGCAAGUCCUGGAAAUUGGAUCGACGGCAACAUUUGGCGACCAACUCCGAACAAACCCUAUAUCAUAGCUCAAGAUGACUCACCUAGGAUCUUCAAUGCUAGAAUACAGAAGGGCAUAAAAGACAUUCAGAGACAAGUGGCGAUUAAGAAAUUAGUAGGAUGGGUGUAUCACGAUCCUUUCUUGCGCUUUUUGUACAUGAUUGGUGCCAAAAAUGCAGCACUUCUUCGCACCCUGUCCUUUUCUGGCGAGGUUCGCUGUCAUCAAUGCGGGCCGGGACACUUUUGCGAUGAGUGUCUUUUCGAGAGCUUUCGGGUUUACAUUCCCGUUAUGAAUGCGCUUUGUCCCAAUGUACAGAAAUUGAUUUUGAAUAUCAAGACAGAUAGCCAAGCGCAGGCCGUCAAUACGUUCGUGAGAAAAGUCCGCCACUUUUUCGAGGGAGAACUUCGAAAACUGAGAUCUGUUACGGAACUGGUGGUAGAGGAUUUGAUAGUAGAGGGCUACGAACUACCGGAUGGUGAUAUCAGAAGUGUCUCGAUCGCUCAACUGGCAGAGCCAACGGUCACUUAUUUCCGAGAAAGAGCUUCUUGAUCAGGCAAUAGCCAAAGGUCAUACAUCUACAAGAGAUUGAUCUAGAGGUGUGAUUUUGGGAAUCUGGUUUUGGGAACAUAAUUUCGGGAAUCUUUGAAGAUAUGUGUAGCAGUUGACUCAGGUUCAAGAUGUCAAUGUAGGGGGCGGGCAUAUAUGGAUGUAAAUGGAAGGCUUUUGUGAUGUAUGUUCGACAUUGUAGUCGAGGGUUGAGAUGGAGGAUGAUAACUGCGUAGGUGGUAGUAAAAUAGUUACCUAUCCAAUUUUGAAUGUGAUUAUUCACACAUGAAUCAUGGCAUCCAAUGGCAAGGUUAAUACAAGACUGAUUAAAUAUAAACACUAAACAAGUUGACUAACUACUGCCA